AAUAAUAAAAUAGUAAUAAUAAUAAUUAAAGUCAGCCCCAGUUAUUUUGGGGGCAAUGGGAGUAUUGGGAGUUAGCGUUCCGAACUGAUCUUAGGUUUUCCCUGCUUCUCCUACAUAUCAGAUCAGCCACACAAUUUAAAACAGAAACCCUCGGAGAUCUGUCUUUUGGAAAGUGUGGCAGUAAUUAACAAAUAAUCAUAAAGGCAUUUCUUCACUGAAAAAAAAAACAUUUCUAAAACAAUGCUUCUCUUCGAGACUAGUAAACCAUAUUCCGCACAACCGUAGUCAUUUGAAAAAUCAAGCUUAGCUCAACAGUGUUUGAGUGUGUGUUUUUUUGGCUAUUUUUUCAAUGUUACUCCUUUACUUUUGCCUCGUUCUCUUCCUCGAUCUCUGAGUCAAGAUUCUCUACGGAAUCGACUCAAAAUCGAGCUCACGCUACGUUCAGCUUAUUUAGGGUGAGAUGGUGUGGGGGUCUUCGGCCUUCAUGGGCAAGAGUGGUUUGUUGUUCUACGAUACUUCUGGAUGGUCUCUUCUGCGAAAAUCAUACACUAAAUCUGCGUUUGGGAGCAUGUACUGCGACUCGAAAACUGAUCGUUCGUAUUGCGCUAACCGAGUUAGCUCACGGCACGUAUUGGAGGAUCUGGGUGACUCAGGAACAGAAAGACCAGCCAAACGCCGGAUGACCCUUGACAUAGGCUUCUCGACGGGCUUUGUCGCUGCAGUGGCGGUUGCAGCGGCAAUGAAAUUAACCUCAUCUUCAUGCACCCCUCUCCGGCCAAAGGACAUCCGGGAGCUUCGACUCCACCGUGUCCGGUUGAAUCCUGGACUGGCGCACAGUAGCAGCAGCAGCAACGGAGAAAGCGUGAGAGAAACCUAACGUUCAUGCUAGCACAACGUGGACACUGUCACAUGGCAGUCGCCAAAAGUUCUACUUCUUACCAACUGAUGGCUACCUGGCUGUACCUUUUCCCCGGUCCCCAUUCUACUGCAAUUCCCUACAGUGAGCAAGAACGGCUAAGAAGGAAGUACACAUUUAAGUGUUUACAACGGAACGACUCGGUACAUCAAACGGGUCCUCCAGCCACUGGUUAUAGCUGCUGUCGCCCUAGACUGGUCCGCCUUAUUGCUUGUUAAGCCAAGUUAUCGAACGAGGCAAGCAUAUGGUUGUUCUUUUGAUCGUGUGCGUGGUAGCUAGGCCAUGCUGGCAAUACAGUUUGGCUGUACAGCCAAGAGUUUUCUGCCGUAAUCUGCACAGUUGACACCAAACUAGUGCCACAUAUGUGACGGACAGAACUACCUACGUGCUUCAUAAUGUAGUGGUUAAAGUUUUCCUAUUUCGAUGGGCCAGGCUGUGUGUUCCGGUCGCAACAAUAGAAACACGAAAAAAAGACAAUGCUGUAAAAUGAGAGAGUCGAAGUGGCGGAGAUCCCAAUGAGGCAAUUGGAUCGUGGCUAUAUUGUACUAGGUCCACGGCGACGCGGCAGAAUUAAGCCUAACACAGAAAGGAAACGGUACAAGCAAACAAUAGAGGAAGAAGAAAGAAGCAGGAACGACAAUGACAUCGUUUUUCCGUCUUUAUCGCUUCUCCAUCUGCCUCUAGAUGGCUGACUAACUGGCUGGAUCGUUGGGUCAGGUGGUAGCGUUACCGACGCCAGUCUUGUCGAAGAUCCUCCGUUACCAGGAGGCAAAGCGGAAAGCAUCCAAGGAAUUAUGUAGGAAUCACCAAAGGCGCUAUGUGCGAUACUCUGUUCCUAGCCUGUCUUCAACAUAUUUUGUCUUCCAUCGAGAUAGAGCAUUUGUGCCAACACUUUCCUCCCGUAGCACCUAGUUGCUUCGAACUCAUGCUGAGGCAAACAGAGUAAGUCGAGUGACUUCGUUCGAGCAGCGCCGUUGCCAUUCCAGGAGGCAGAGUGAGGUCAAUGUUAUACGCUUUUGCUCGUCCGUUCAGCCGCAUUGCGUCAAAGAAUAAAGCGGUUGCAUUUGCUGGCAAUCCCAUGCCAAGCAAUAACAAGUAGUAGGCUGGAAGCCUGAUGAAGGUAGCAGCCGACCGCCUGACGUCUCUCUGAUUGAAGACGAUUCGGGUUCACAAAACAGACGGCGCAAGAACGGAGCAGGCGACACUACUUUGACGCAGCCAGUCAGUCAAGCCGGCGUCACUCACGCACCCACGUUUGUCUUCUAUGCUCACCUCUGGCCCUCUCUUUCUCCUAUUUUUUUCUGCAGCUUCGUGGCUCUAUUUGUGUCAGUCAGCCAGUCAGCACCUCUAGAAGCAAAUUUUUUCGGGCAAAAGCGCGGGCUCGUCUACGUGAAAAUGGAUACACAUACAACAAGUUUGUACGUAAUCGUACAGUUAGAGCAGACCAAGAGAAAGAAAAACGGGCAAAAGACGAUUACAAGCAGACACUCGGGCACACAGCCGCGACGCAAAUAUCGGUAUCGCAUCUGCCAGUCGCUGCUUGUAGAGCCCGUGACACCAGGUGGUGCUGCUCCUUAGCAAACAACUGGAAAAAAGUACGCCAGAAAUGGGAAGGAAUCUUCAGCAGUGUUCGAUACAUGAUCUCAUAUAAAUAAAGUGGAUCCAUACACAUGGCCUCAAAAGCCAUUUUUCAAAAUAACAUUCUUAGUACAGCUUAUUAUAGGUAGCUGCCCCCAAGAAGAGGCACAAACAGAAAUGAAGCUUGAUAUGUGAAACAUAGAAGGUUAUGUCGUAGAGUACUAUCGGUUCUCUGAAACCCUUGUACCAUAAAUGUUCUCAGUCUUUUGGUGUAUCGCCGAAAUCACUAAACAGUUUGCCGGUGGCCAACUAACCCUAAAAAACUGGUACUGCAUAUUUGCUAUACUGUGCGUCUGUUUA
Messenger RNA from Varroa destructor (honeybee mite), 2854 nucleotides. RefSeq lists its product as uncharacterized. NCBI's taxonomy places the organism in Eukaryota, Metazoa, Arthropoda, Arachnida, Mesostigmata, Varroidae. The record is from RefSeq and is a predicted model, not a curated record.